Messenger RNA from Callithrix jacchus (white-tufted-ear marmoset), 7288 nucleotides. RefSeq names its product transmembrane protein 232 (gene TMEM232). The record is from RefSeq and is a predicted model, not a curated record. NCBI's taxonomy places the organism in Eukaryota, Metazoa, Chordata, Mammalia, Primates, Cebidae.
UGCCACACGAAGUUCAUAGACAUCUUGAGUGUCCUUAUGACAUAAUAGCUGGGAGGCAGACAGACAGCAAGGAGGAAGCACAAUGUCGUUUAUGACCUAAUCACACCUCAUCACUUCUGCCAUGUUCUGUUUUUGGAAGAGAGUCACUAAGUCCAACCCCACACUUAAAGGGAAAGAGGAUUUGACUAUCUUUUGAAGGUAUCACUGUUUUGCCAAGGCUGGUCUUGAACUCCUGGGCUCAAGCGAUCUGCCCACCUCGAUCUUCCUCCAAAGUGCUGGGAUUACAGGCAUGAGCCACUAUGCCCUGCCUGAAUUUGUGAUCUGUGAAUAUGCCUGUUAAUAAAUCACCUAUGAUAAAUACAUAUGGAGGCAUAUCUUCCCCUUAUAAUGAAGAACGCUGGAAAUUAAAUUGUCAACAUUUAAGUGGAGGAAAGAGUCAUAAAUCAAGGCCAAAAUUUUCAGUCACAACAGAAUUCAUCUUGAGAUUCAAUCAAACACAAAAUUCCAAAGAGAAGGAAGAAUUGUUGGAACUAGCUAGAAAAAUCAUUAUCAGAUGUAAGAGAAAAUUGGGUCUCAAAACCUUGGGCUCUGGGAAGCAUGUUCAUCUUCCUGCUGCCUGGACUGAAGUAAUAUAUCUGGCUCAGUGCAAAGGGGAAAUCCAAGAUGAAGCUUUAAAUAUGCUUUUCGCUUCCCUGGACCAUGCUCCUUUUGAUUAUGAUCAUCUGCCUGCCCUAUUUUUUGUUGCGGAAUCCGUUUUAUACAGACUCUGUUGUGAUGCAUCCCUCCAGACAUAUUUAUAUUCAGUUGAACUAAAGCUAGCAAAGAUUGGCUAUUUGGUCUUCUUACGACUUUUUAUAUUUUUCCUGCAUGGUCACCUAGAAAAUUUUAAACAACAUUUACUUAGGCUUCAACCAUAUUUAUACGCACUUACUUUCUCUGGAGAAUCAUAUUACAAGUAUCCAAACAUCUUUUCAAAUGUGCAAUUCAUCCUGAAAGCCUCGGAAAUUAUAGGUAAAAGAGAACUCCGCUCUGAAUCAAUUUUUAGCCCUGUGGAAAAUGAAAAAAGAUAUGAGAACACAGAUUCUGAUAUGGGAGGAUAUGAAAUUAACCACCUGCUCUGGCACUGUGUUGCUGCUUGGUCUUGUGUUCAGAAAAACAGUCCUCAGUUGAAUAACGUGCUUGAACAUCUCAUCUUCCAUAAAACACAGCUUCAAAAGAAAUGCUGGUUGGAUUCAGUACUGGGUUUAUUGGUCCUUGGGGAGGCUGCCAAAUUAAACAUGGCCUGCUUGAAAGCUUUAAUGGACCUAGUGAAAGAUUUUGUUUCAAGCAUUAUGUCUGUUCAAAAUCAGGAAGAAAGUUGCAAGGUAGAAGAUUUUUCCUGGGCCUGGAAUGUAGUCUACAUAUAUACAGUAAUUCUUGCAGAAAUCUGCUUGUAUGCGGCCACUUCUGAUUUACGAAAAACCGCUUUAAUCGGUUUCUGUCACUGUAAAAGUUCCCAAAAAUAUAUUUUACACCUGGACAAAUCAGUACAGCCAGAAUUAAAGGAAACAAGUAUUUUAAGUCUUUUGGAGUAUUUCUCUUCCAAAAUGUCAGAUAAUUGUGAUCAAGUAGUCUGGACUGGUUACUACGGCUUAGUGUAUAACCUGGUGAAAAUGUCAUGGGAACUUCAAGGAGAUGAAGAACAGAAUGGACUUAGAAACAUGAUAUGGCAAACACUGCAGAGAACAAAGGAUUAUGAGAAAGAUGUACGAAUUAAAAAUGCAAUCAAUAUAGCUCAGAAAAGUGAUUCAUUUAGGCAGAAAAAGAGAAGAAGGAAAGAAAAGAUGAGAGAGAAAUCUUCCACAAAGAGUGUGGAAGGGGACCCAAGUAUGGAAUCCAGGAGGGGAAAAGCAGCUUCCAGGAGACUGGAAGGGGACCCCCAGAGGGGGAAAUCCCCCUGGAUGAGAGAGACAGGGACUUUUAAGGUGGAAGGAAUUCCCACCUUCUCCACGUCCCCUGGCCAAUGAAAAGAGUUCCUUUAAACUUCCGCUGGAGUUAUUGACUUUGAUUAUUUUCCCGUGCCCACGAAAAUUUAAACAAAAACCAUUAAAUCUCCUGGAUGGAGCGAGGGGAGGGAGGCAUUGGGAAGUUCUUGUCCUUGAAACUACGCCCUCUUGUGGACCCGGAAAGAGAAUACAUUCCCUCACUAUGAAGAAAACAAAGUAGGGAAAAGCUAUUGGAAUGGGAUCAGCAAGAGUAGGGAGCGGAUGCUUCAGCUGGAGUGGUCAGAGAAGGGUUUCCAAUGAGGCAUUAUUUGAAACGAGAACUAAAUAAUGAGAAGGAAAUAUCUAUAAAAAAUGUACUCUGGUAAAAUGUAUUCUGCAAAGACUCUAAGAAAAGAAUUAGUUUGGUGUGUUAAGAGAGCAAAAAGACCAAUGUGUGCUGUCCUCUGGUAAGGGAAGGAAAGAGUGGUAGGACUUACAGGUGGGUAAGGAGAGUUGUUUGAAGAUGGCAAUAGUAGCACAUAAGUAGUAAGCUCUGGGGAAUACUUUUUUUAAUGUUGCAAAAAAAAUAAAAAAAAGUUUAAGUGGGAAGUACAUUUAGAAAAAUGAAACCAGGCUAUAAAAAGCAUAGAACUGAUCAAUCUUAAAAUUGUUUCCUCAGGAAAAUAAAAACAACAUAAAUUAUUUUAGACUAGCUAAUAUAAUGGAAAAAUGAGGAAAACUUUUAUUAAUCACCAAAUUCAGAAGGGUAAAGGGAAUGUGAUUAUAAGAAAGUAAUUGUAAAAUGAUUAUAAAAGGACCAAUUUACAACUAUUUGUGAAAAUGUAGUGCAAUAAACGAUUUUCUAAAGAAAUAUAAAUGGUGAAAAUUGACUGAAAGGAUAUAAAAAUUUUAACAAAGAUUAGGAGAAAUCUGCAGGUGACCUACUAGAUUUGUUCAUAUGAAUAUCAUGCACAAGACUGAGAUAUUCAUUGGUAUUGCUAAUAUGUACCAUUGUUAUUGACAUACUAACCCAUGCACUCAUAUAUAGCAGGUAACUGAAUAUAUGUUGGGUCAUAACUGGAGAAUGUUUAAACCGAGUUUGUCAUACCAAAGCAGUAGGUUAGAGUGGCUAAAAACUUGGGAACAGAGAAUAAAAUAAUUCAGCUUAAAUUCCAGCCCCACACACUCUCUUUAUACAGAUGCGAUUUGGAUGAGACAUGGAACAAGUUAUUUCUCAGCCUUAGUUUUAUUAUUUUUGAAAAAUGUAUGCCAAGGGGUACUUCUUUUUUUUGUGAUAACAUAAAUAUUUUAUUUAAAAUACUAUAUUUUCUAAAGAAAACAGAAGAGUGGUACUAAGCACUUUGCAAGUAUAUAUAUAUAUAUGGCUGCAUAGUAUUCCAUGCUGUCUAUGUGCCACAUUUUCCUUGUCCAGUCUGUCCUCAGUGGGCAUUUGGGUGGGUUCCAGGUCUUUGCUAUUGUAAAUAGUGCUAUAAUAAACAUACGUGUGCAUGUGUCUUUAUAAUAGAACAAUUUAUAAUCCUUUGGAUAUAUACAAGUAAUGGGAUUGCUGGGUCAAAUGGAAUUUCUAUUUUGAGGUCCUUGAGGACUCACCACUCUGUCUUCCACAAUGGUUGAACUAAUUUACACUCCCACUAACAGUGUAAAAGUGUUGCUAUUUCUCCAUAUCCUCUCCAGCAUCUGUUGUCUCCAGAUUUUUAAUGAUCUUCAUUCUAACUGGUGUGAGAUGGUAUCUCAAUGUGGUUCUGAUUUGCAUUUCUCUAAUGACCAGUGAUGAUGAGCCUUCUUUCAUAUGUUUGUUGGCUUCAUAUAUAUCUUCUUUUGAAAAGUGUCUGUUCAUUUCUUUUGCCCACUUUUGAAUGGGUUUUUUUUCCUUAUAAAUCUGUCUUAGUUCUUUGUAGAUUCUGGAUAUUAGCAGAAUCUUUGUCAGAUGGUUAGAUUGCAAAAUUUUUUCCCAUUCUGUUGGUUGCCAAUUCACUCUAAUGACAGUUUCUUUUGCUGUGCAGAAGCUGUGGAGUUUGAUUGGGUCCCAUUUGUCUCUUUUGGCUUUUGUUGCCAUUGCUUUUGGUGUUUUAGUCAUGAAGUCCUUGCCUAUGCCUAUGUCCUGAAUGGUUUUGCCUAGGUUUUCUUCUAGGAUUUUUAUGAUGUUAGGUCUUAUGUUUAAGUCUUUAAUCCAUCUGGAGUUAAUUUAAGUGUAAAGUGUCAGGAUGAUAUGAUUGUAUAUUUAGAAGACCCCAUCAUCUCAGCCUAAAAUCUCCUUAAAUUGAUAAGCAACUUCAGCAAAGGCUCAGGAUAUAAAAUCAACGUGCAGAAAUCACAAGCAUUCCUAUACACCAAUAACAGACUGAAAAAGAGCCAAAUUAAGAGUGAACUACCAUUCACAAUUGCUACAAAGGGAAUAAAAUACCUAGGAAUACAACUAACAAAGGAAGUAAAGGACCUCUUCAAGGAGAACUACAAACCACUGCUCAAGAAAAUAAGAGAGGACACAAACAGAUGGAAAAACAUUCCAUGCUCAUGAUUAGGAAGAAUCAAUAUUGUGAAAAUGGUCAUACUGCCCAAAGUAAUUUAUAGAUUCCAUGCUAUCCCCAUCAAGCUACCUAUGACCCUCUUCACAGAACUGGAGCAAACCACCUUGAACUUCAUAUGGAACCAAAGGAGAGUCCGCAGAGCCAAGACAAUCCUAAGCAAAAGAUCAAAUUAGGAAGCAUCACACUACCUGACUUCAAACUAUACUACAAGGCUAGUAAUCAAAACAGCAUGGUACUGGUACCAAAACAGAGAUACAGACCAAUGGAACAGAACAGAGGCCUUGGAGGCAACACCACACAUCUACAACCAUCUGAUCUUUGGCAAACCUGACAAAAACAAGCAAUGGGUAAAGGACUCCCUGUUUAAUAAAUGAUGUUGGGAAAACUGGCUAGCCAUGUGCCAAGGAAUACUUCUAAUGCUCACAGACAGGGAUAGUAACUGAAAAUCACACAAGAGACAGGAAAGCUAAGUGAUUUUGAGAGCACAGAAUCUAUGACAAGGUUGUCUGUGUUCAAAUGGGUGAUCUACCACAGAGUAGAUAACUGAUCUUGGGCAUAUUUUUACCUCAGUUUCCUUCUCUGAAAAUGGGGCUAAUAAUAGUAUCUAAUGCAUAGGCUUGUUAUGAUGACCAAAUGAAUUCAUGUUAUAAAGCAUUAUAAAGUUUUUGAUAAAGAAAACAAACAGAUAAAAGUUAUUUGUUACACUCUAAGUUAUAUUACUUCUCAAUAUUUCUAGAGAUUGUGAUUUAUUAUUGUGCUGUUAGAACUAUAAGAGAACAUUUGCUUUUAACAAAAAAAAUAAUCGGCUGGGUUUGGUGGGUCGCGCCUGUAAUUUCAGCACUUUGGGAGGCUGAGGCAAGUGGAUCAGAAGGUCAAGAGAUCGAGACCAUCCUGGUCAACAUGGUGAAACCCUGUCUCUACUAAAAAUAAAAAAAAUUAGCUGGGCAUGGUGGAGCGUGCCUGUAGUCCCAGCUACUCAGGAGGCUGAGGCAGGAGAAUUGCCUGAACCUGGGAGGUGGAGGUUGCCGUGAGCCGAGAUGGCGCCAUUGCACUCCAGUCUGGGAAACAAGAGUGAAACUCCGUCUCAAAAAAAAAAAAAAAAAAAAAAAUCAACUGCAAAUAUUGAUCAAUUUCAGAUAAAGAAAGUGAAAAUAACAUAGCAAAAUAUUUAAAUGAAGUAGAGGAUAAGUAAGCUAUGAAGUAAAUCAAUGAAAUUCUUUUAUUGUGGUGGUUUCUUACAGGUGUUGCUAACUGAGGCAACCUACAAAGCUCAUGAAACUAUGAGAUAGCAGGCUUGAAAAAACUUUACAACAUUGAUGGAGUAGAUAUGGUUUAAGGAUUUCACUAAUGGCUUUAUUUAUGUUCCAAAAUAGGUGGAGAAAACCUUGGUUGAUAUUUUCUCUUUAGGCAAUGAGAACAGGUGGCCACCCUAAUGUCUACAGGUCCAGCACUUGGCAUUCCUUUGACUAAGCAGCCUGAAGAGUCGAUUUGUGGGAAGAAUAAUUGUUCUGUUUUGGGUUUAUGCCUUUUGGAGACAUUUAUUAGUAUGCUGACCAAGCAUUCCAAUUUGCCCAGGUUUGCAUGGGUUCAUGCUUAUUGUCCCAGCUUUCUUACUAGUAGUAAAUUAAUUCAGUUACAAAAGUUUCUCAAUUUGGAUGGCAAAUUAUUAAUUGAUCUUACUGUUAACUUUUCAUUAGACAAUAUGCUGCAAAUCUGGACUGGCCAAUACUAAACUCUUUAUGUUAAAGUUUAAAUCCAUUUUACAGCUUCUUGAUUUUUCUAGCUAUGAUUGAAUGAACAUACAUUUUUCUUCAUAUUUAGGGAAAACCAUUUUGAAAUUGGCUAUUCACUCUUCAUAAAUUACACGUAAUUUUUCCAGUGAUGCUUUUUCCAUAUGGCAUCCUAGGAUAUUUCAAAGUGCCAUCAAACACUUUUUUUUUCUUGUGUCUUAUUUGAGACAAUUUAAUCUGGUUAUAAUCAGGAAAUACACAUUUUUCUGUCAUUGAAAAUUCUUGGUUAUUUCUAACUUUCAUGUGUGCAAUUAUUCUAAUAUUCCUAAUAUCCUGUUUUUAGAUAAUAAUUAUGGAUAUGAAUUAGUGUUAAUAGGUAGGAGGGGCAAUUAAUAAAUUUACUCUGCCCAGCUAGUUAUCAAAGUAUAUGGAUGAGCCGUUACUAGCAACCCAAAGUAUCUAUACUCUAGAUAAGUCAUAGAAAACAAAAACUGAAACUCUUUGCUUUUUAACCGUAAGUACCAGUUGGAAUGUUAAUCCUUAAGGAGUACUAUCUAAACACAAGCAGUUCAUCAUUUUCUCUAGAUAUUCUAUUUUUUCUUGGAAAAAAACAAUCACAGAGCUGCCCACUUGAAUUAUAGUGUCUUGAAUUUCAUGGACUUGCUUUUAUGCAACUAUGCUUCAGCUUUAUCCUUGGAUUUGGAGUAAGAGCCAAAAAGAAAAGAGAAACAAAGACAAUUAAUAUAUUUAUUUCAGUGAUGGCCACUGUAUCACCCAAUAUCCCCAUUAUCAGGAUUCAGGAAAUAAAUCCUCAUUAGUCUUAUGUACUCUAUGAACCUUUUUACUAAUUUUGUAUAAACUGUUUGUUGGACCCUAAAAAAAUUAGAGCCUAAUUUUUGAACAAUUCUAAGAGAAAUAGAAAAUGGCAUAUAGUCACCUCACCCAGCCUUAUUCUUAUCUUGUUGUUCUGUUUCCAUGAUUCUUUCAAUUAUUUGUGUUACUCUCUAGUUUUCUAACUAUUUUUAUAUGCAAAUCAAAUCACAAA